This is a messenger RNA of Canariomyces notabilis, 2260 nucleotides long. RefSeq lists its product as uncharacterized. Gene Ontology annotation, biological process: negative regulation of transcription by RNA polymerase II. Gene Ontology annotation, molecular function: histone deacetylase binding. The record is from RefSeq and is a predicted model, not a curated record. Bases 334 to 1992 code for a protein of 552 amino acids. Gene Ontology annotation, cellular component: Sin3-type complex. Lineage: Eukaryota; Fungi; Ascomycota; Sordariomycetes; Sordariales; Chaetomiaceae. The transcript is spliced from 2 exons.
GGAUCCGCCGCCAUUCGGCAUAAAAUAGGUACAAUACUUACUCCGGGACCAUGUAGAGUUGGCUACCUACCUAUUGUCCUGCCAGCUCAGGAGGCCUCGCACAAUAAUAGUUUUCAGUCACAAUACCUCUUGUCCAGAAGAUGCACAAGUAUCAUUCCCUCGCAAAUCAUCCCAAUCUUUCGUCUUGAUCUGGCUAUAGUUACAAAUUGCUGCGCCUGUGCGGGCGAUCCUCGCAAGACCGUGCGAUCAGCCCCUCGAACAGGAACACCAGAACGCUCUCGACUCGCAGAACGAGAACGAGACCCUAGCGAACACAGAGAUACCGUAGCAAAUAUGGCUACGACGGAGGCCGCAAUGGCUGAUACACCGGUCCAUCGCCCUGAUCGCCGUAUGAACGGUUCACCUCCUCCGACGCAGUCGAAGCGAGACAAGCGCCGCCAGAUGCUGGUAGAUCGUCUGGCCACGCUCACCGAGAAGCUCAGCAAGGACCGAGAUCAAGCCUUCCGGGAGCAACUUCACAAGAUUCAGAUUGACACAACCCUCGUCAUGAGAGUCGACCCUUAUGUCGAUGGCCCUCUUGACGCCUUCGAGCAAGACCAGUUGAACGGUGACGCCGACGGACCCCAGACCCUCCUCGAUAGAGCCGGGCCGAGGUUUGCCAAAUGGAUGGAAAAAGUCCAGGACCUAGUCGAGGAACGCGACUAUCACCUUACCAAGUACAAGUUCGACUACGAGAAGAAAACAUCGGAGUUCCUGAACACGCACGCCUUUAAGGUAGAAACUGCGAAUCGCGAAUACCGAGCCCUCUCUCAGACCCUCCGUGACCGCUUGAUCAACAGCAUCACUAGCAAAAAAUUCAGGCUGAACAAGGAGAAAGAGGCACUGGAGAUCUCGGAUGCUUCUGCCCUUCUGCUUCAUCCGAACCAGUUCAGCAUCACCAAUCCUGCCAGCCCUGGGGGCACACAUAACAAGCGGACCACCCGGCAGCGGCGGGAAAUGGAAGACGCCGGCAUGGAAAACAGGAAACGAAAGCGCAACAACAACGACGACGACGGUUCGCCGGCACCACAACGCCGGGCCCUUGAUGCCUCGGGCACCACCCCGCUCUGGCAGACAGACCGCCUGGCCUCGCGCAAGGCCACUGGCCCAAUAUACAGCAUCGAUAAGCUUUUUACCGACAAGGAGCUCACGAUGUCAUACAACACGGCCGCAUUGGCCGCCCGCAAAUACCUUCUCACACACAAACCAAAGCUUGACGAGCAUGGCCGUCCUAUCCCAUCGCCCGAUGGUAGCGACUCGGGCGCUGGCGACCAGGACGAGAACGACGGCUCAGACUCGGUCCCUUCAGCACCCAUGAUGGAGAGGAAUGUGUCACAUGCAACACGGAGCGGUCGCGGUGGGGCUAAUAACCCUAAUUUCAUCGACGAUAAGCUCACGGGCAUGGAGAUGCUCGCCAACUUCGACUUCCCAGGGAACUUUGACCGCAUGCUCGCUGCUGACCCGAAACUGCCGCCAACGUUCCCUUCGACGUACGUCAAGGGCUACAACAAGCUAGACUACAACAUUCCUAGCACGCUAAGUGCCGACGAUGCGCAUGCCGACCUCAGGGUGAUGAAGGCGUUGAAGGAUUACGACGAGGCCAACGGCGUCGGCGCCAACUUUGAGAUGGAGAACGGCAGCCGUAAGCUUCUUGAGGCGGCAUCGCUGCGGGCACGCGAUCACCGCUUUGUAGCGUUUCUCCAGGGAGAGCGGCCGUCGGAGAACCAAGUGAGGAAGCAGCUGGGACUGCCAGUUCUUUCAGAUGUUGUCGAGCCCGUGGUGUCCAACGAAAGAGCUGGCACGCCGAAGCCUGGACACACAGGCACGCCGGGGCCCUCGCCUGCUAAGCCCUCGGCACUGGGAGGUGUGCCUAUGAGCAGGCAGUCGAGUGCCAAUGGGGCACCGAUGAGUCGGAGCAGCAGCCGGAAGGGUGGCCGGGGUGGGCGGAGUUGACGAAGGGUCCUGGUGGAGGAAAAUAGGAGGGAAUCGCGGAUAAAUAUAAGGAGUCUGGAAAUCGAACUUGUUUAAGGGAUUGCUCCUGGAGGCUUAAGCAGGAGUUUGGGACAUUGGGGGAUUUUUAAAUGAGGUGUUGGGUUGGUGGCUAUAACUCGGGCACCCUGGCUAUUAUAGCUUUGCUCUAUACCCCGAGAUCUCGGGCAAGAUCUCGAGCUUUGAUUCGCAAAAUACAUUUGAUUAAAUCUAUUAUUCAGAGCGGCGCUAC